Molecule: messenger RNA, 840 nt
Organism: Peronospora belbahrii
Lineage: Eukaryota; Oomycota; Peronosporomycetes; Peronosporales; Peronosporaceae
Source: the annotation of a GenBank genome assembly
AUGCCGAUAUCAAGUUUCAGAGAGAAGACAAAAUUAAUAGUACCUGGACACAUUCCGACCGACUACUAUUAUCAACAAGAUCAACAUGUGGAUAUAGGCGAAGAGACAACAUUGAUGAGAUAUACAUUGGCAGCAGCUAAAGUUGCAGCAGGUGGAGCUUGUCUUGCAGUGGAUCGUGUCCUAUUGAAUUCAAAUCAAUGUUGUAAUGCAUUUUGUGCAGUGCGACCACCUGGACAUCAUGCUGAGAGAUCUCGUGCAAUGGGAUUUUGCUUGUUCAAUAACAUUGCUAUUGCAGCAUUCCAUGCAAUUGAAGAGCAUGGAUUAGAUCGUGUUGCUAUUGUUGAUCUGGAUCUACAUCAUGGAAAUGGGACACAGGAUAUUGCAAGUCAGGAAUCAAGAUUACUAUAUGUAUCAAUGCACCAAGCAGCCCCAUGUUUUCCAAGCUCAGGACUUGCUGGUGAAAAAGGAAGGUAUGGAAACUUGCUGAAUAUUCCAUUGCGUGCACGAUGUACGGCUCAACUGUAUCGUCAGACAUUUGCAACAAAGGUCUUACCGCGUCUGCGCGAGUUUUGUCCGCAAUUGAUCAUGGUAUCAAUGGGUUUUGACGGGUCAUUGCGUGAUCCCUUAGGUGAUUUUCGAUUACAAGCCACUGACUUUUACUGGCUUACGAACGAGUUGUGUCAAGUAGCAUGGCAAUGCUGUGAUGGAAAACUUGUGUCGGUCAUGGAGGGUGGAUAUCAUCUUGGAGCUCUUGCAGACGGCGCGGAACAGCAUUUGUUAGCACUUGUACAUGGCUCGUGUCGUCCAGAUGGUCUUGCUUUUAUUGAAAAGCCAAAGUGA